AAUCUGUAAGUCAAUGAGCACCGUUUUACUGUUAAACUGACUUUAUUACCUCAUGAAUCUACCUCAGUACAACUUUAUUUUCUACAAUACAUAACGGGCCAAUGUGUCCGCAAAUAAAUACCUCAAUCUCAUUGCUGCACAAGUUGUGAUCUAAGGCUGCAGAUGGCUUCGUUUCCAGACUCGGACCUGCAGACGUGCCCUCUCUGCAAGGAGCUGUGUGGCUCCUCUGCUCCUAUUUCCUCGAGCUCCUCUACCUCCUCAUCUUCCUCACAUACCUCUUGCUCCUCCAGCCAGACCACCAGGAGGCUCCACGUCCUGCCCUGCCUCCAUGCCUUCUGCAGGCAGUGCCUGGAGGGCCAGCGGAGUCCUGGGGAUCCUCUGAAGCUUAGGUGCCCCACCUGUGACCAGAAGGUUUCUAUCUCUGAGUCUGGGGUGGACUCCCUGCCUUCAUCCAACUUUCUGUUCAGCAACCUGCUGGAUGUGGUGGUGAGCUCUGAAGAGCAGAUUCUGAACAAAAACGGUCACCAUCAUCGGGGAGGUUUGGGUGGAGGCUCCUCAAGCUUCCAUCUCCCCCAUGGAGGCCUGCUUCACUCGCACAACCUUGGGGAGCCUCAGUGCAGCUCCUGCGAUGAGGAGAAUCCUGCCUCAUCUCACUGUAUUGACUGCCAAGAGUAUCUGUGUGAUAACUGUGUGCGGGCACACCAAAGGGUGCGUCUGACUAAGGACCACUUCAUAGAGCGCCUCGGAGACAACCUCCACCUUGGCCGCAUCAAUGCCAACAGCAACACUGGUCAGCCGGGGGUGCCGGUGUCACUUGCUCAGUCCCUGCAAAACAACUUUGCCCUGCUGUCUCUGUUCCAGGACCACAUGAGCUUCUGUCAACACCAUGACAAUGAGGUAUUUCUCUUCUUCUGUGAAACCUGCUCUGUGCCCAUCUGCAGAGAGUGCAGCGUGGGCCGUCAUAUGGGGCACACCUUUGUUUAUCUACAAGACGCCGUACAAGACUCCAGGGCCAUCACCAUCCAGCUGUUGUCAGAUGCGCAGCAAGGGCGACAGGCUGUGCAGCUAAGCAUGGAGAAGGUCCAGGCCAUGGCAGAGCAGGUGGAGAUCAAAGCCAAGGUGGUGCAGACUGAAGUGAAGGCCCUUGUCCUCCGACACAAGAAAGCUCUGGAGGAGAGGGAGUGUGAACUACUUUGGAAGGUGGAAAAGAUCCGUCAGGUGAAGGCCAAGUCUCUGUACCUGCAGGUUGAGAAACUGCACCAGAGUCUGACCAAGUUGGAUAGCACAAUCGCUGCCGUGAGUCAGGUGCUGGAUGAGGGCCGCCACCUUGAUGUGCUGCUGGCCAGGGAGCGAAUGCUCACCCAGAUCCACGAGCUGAAGGCUUUGAGGGGUCUGCUGCAGCCACAAGAAGACGACCGCUUCAUGUUCACUCCUCCUGACCAGGCUCUGUACAUAGCCGUCCAGUCCAUGGGCCUCAUCAGCAGCGGGGCAUUUGCCCCGGUCACCAAAGCCCAUGGUGAGGGUCUAAAAAGUGCGCUCCGUGGCAAGCCUGCCUCCUUCACUGUGAUUGGAUACGACCAUGAUGGUGAGCCACGCCUUUCCGGUGGGGACACAGUGUCUUCAAUCGUCAUGUCGGUCACAGAUGGAAACCUGUCUGCAGCAGAAGUAACUGACCACCAGAAUGGUUCUUACACUGUCAGCUACCUGCCUAAAUAUGAGGGGGAGCACCUCGUGUCUGUGUUGGUGUGUAACCAGCACAUCCAGGGCAGCCCCUUCAAGGUGAUCGUCAAGUCAGGGCGGAGCUACGGCUCCCUGGGCUCCCAGGUGUCAUCGUUUGGUUCUGAGGGUGAGGGAGAUGGUCAACUGUGUCGUCCCUGGGGCAUCAGCGUGGACAAGGAGGGAUAUGUGGUGGUGGCUGAUCGGAGCAACAACCGCAUACAGAUAUUUAAGCCUUGUGGGGCCUUCCACCACAAGUUUGGCUCUCUGGGUUCUCGGCCGGGACAGUUUGAUCGUCCAGCAGGGGUUGCAUGUGACAGUCAGAGACGAAUCAUUGUGGCUGAUAAGGACAAUCACCGUGUGCAGGUGUUUACUUUUGAGGGCCAGUUCCUGGUGAAAUUUGGGGAAAAGGGUACAAAGAAUGGGCAGUUCAACUAUCCCUGGGAUGUGGCUGUCAACUCUGAGGGUAAGAUCCUGGUCUCGGACACCAGGAACCACCGUGUGCAGCUCUUUGGCCCUGACGGCUCCUUCCUCAACAAGUAUGGCUUUGAGGGGGCCCUGUGGAAACACUUUGACUCUCCCAGAGGAGUGGCAUUUAACCAUGAAGACCACCUGGUGGUGACCGACUUCAACAACCACCGACUGCUCGUCAUCCGACCUGACUGCCAGUCUGCUCGUUUCCUGGGCUCCGAGGGCACCGGAAACGGGCAGUUUCUGCGGCCCCAGGGUGUCGCUGUGGACCAAGAGAACCGCAUCAUCGUGGCCGACUCCCGCAACCACCGAGUCCAAGUGUUCGAGCCCAAUGGAAACUUCUUAUGCAAAUUUGGCACACAGGGGAGUGGUUUUGGACAGAUGGAUCGUCCCUCCGGUGUGGCUGUGACGCCUGACGGAGUUAUUGUGGUUGUUGACUUUGGAAAUAAUCGCAUCCUCAAAUUCUAAAAAAAAAAAACAAGAAUAGAAUUCUUCUCAUCCUCCGUUGGCCCUUUUGCAGUUUUUUUGGAUGAAGGACAUGGAGGAGAGAGAAUGAAUCAACAGACACAACAGGAGAACUCAGAGAGGAUUGAGAGUAUGUUGAAGUGAAGGGAAAUUAAAACUGUAGAUUUUUUUUUUUUGCAUUUAAAUAGUUCUCUCAAUCAGAUAACUGUGGUAUGUAUUACAAUGGGGACCUCUACAAAUUGAUAAUCAGUAGAAAAGGAGCCAUAUUUCCCUUCCUCAGUCUCCGCUGCUCUGAAUUUUCUCUGUGGCUCUCCUUUAAGUAUCCAUCUCAGGGAUUUUCUCAUUUUUCUUGAAAUCUUGUACCCUCUGCUCCAAACCUACCUCAUUUAGCUCUUUAUGAAUGUACUCAUAGUCACUGAGCAGAGGUUUUAGUCCGUGAAGUUUUACAAAGAAGAAAAGUCUACCUCUAUACUUUGUUAUUUAAGAGAGACAAAAAAAAGAAUGGACUUUUGAGUUGAUAUUUGCACAGGAUUAAUGGAAUUCUUGCUGUGCAUUUUGAAAUAUGAGUUAAAGUGAACCUCCUGAAUGUUGUUGCUGAGACAAUACUCAGAUCGCUGCAGAGGCUGCAUGAUUCAUUCUCAUUAGAGGGCUUCGCUCGAAGAGGAACCAAGGGUACAAUAGUGUCCUUCUCAUGUUAUUUAGGCUGCUUUAGUUUUUUUUGCUUGUGCAGCGCCCCUUGUCCCUUUGUGGCUUUGUGAAGAUCAUAGUGUCAUGAUAGCCUAAAAAGAGUGCCCCAAGCGAUGCCAAACUUAGAAUUAAAAUGAGCUCAGGUCAUGGUAGGAUUUAUUCAGAAGAGCUGUUCUUUCCAGACUGUCCCUAUAGCUUUACUAGCUUAAUGAUGAUUUGAUGAAAUUAUAGACAAGACGAAAUGAUCCCAGAGAUGAUCCCCUCAUGUUCCCUCCCAUAGAAUUAUCCAAAUUGUAUGUUUAUCCUUACAUCCCCAUCCCCCUUAAUGUCCCAUAAGACUGGAUGAACUAGUGAUUUUUUUCUUAUUGAUUAACUCAACUUAAGUUUUUUUUUUCCAGUCAGCAUGAUGAAGUAAGAUGCAAGGAGAGCAGCAACUCCUUCAAAUGGGAGAACCUACCAAAGGAUUUUGGAGUUGGAUUUUCCAAAAUCUAGAUCUCUUAGUGAUCUUAAUGUAGAGAUAUAAUCAUUUCAUUGAAUGACACCUUUUAGGUGAGGCAUGCUGUGUGACAAAAGCCUUACAAGUAGACAACCAUUUUUGCUGUCGGGAGGACAUGAAAGACACAAAACAUAGUCAUUCUUUUGAUUUAGCUGUUGGUUGAAACUCACUCACUUUGGCUCCUGGGGCCAAGGUUAUAGUCCAGUCCAAUUAGAGGGCAUGAUUACAAAGCCCGGCCUUAUUUAUUAAUCUUAAGAAAUUAGGAGACCUCCCAAGAUUGAGCGCUAGUAGACUGAUUCCUCUAAAGAUGGAGGUCUAAAGACCGACUUCUGGAGUCAACCAAAGUUAGUAUUUCAGCACAAUGGCCCACUGUAGAUAUUGCAAUUAAAGAAAAUGAAUUCCCCACAAAACAUUAUCUUAAAUAAUCAUUGUUGACUGUAACCGAAAAGUUAUUUUAAUUUGUGAAGUUGAGUCUUCAGCGCUGUCCAUGUUAGACUUAGAAGAAUAAAGUGUGCAUAGGUCACAGUUUUUUGUGCUUUCACAUCCUGCAAUGACUAAGGCCCUUUUUAGGAAGGUUUUGAAAGAUCCUUUUCGUCUCUCAGCUGAGAUAUUUUUGUAGAAACAGAAGAUACCCGCACCAAAGAGAACCCCUUUCCCCCUUUGCAAUUAGUACCUCAGACCAUCAUGCAAUGCCCCAAUUUAUAUCAUAAUUAGACUGCCCAAGGGCUCAAAGUAGCAUCUCCGAUUGACCUUUGUAUCCCAAUAUAAUCACCGUAGAAACUAAUAGAUAGUAACCCUUUGUGGUGAAAGCAUUGUGGGGUUUUAAAUCCCCUUGCCCUUGUUUCAAUCUGUGUCCCACUGGAAGCACUAGACAAUUAAGGUUCUAUUUGCAUCUUAGCCUGGCAAAGAAUCUUGGGACUUAUGAGAAGAUUUACCGACUGGCUCUCACCUCUGAGGAGAGGGCCCGUCUGCACAUAAUCGGGAUUUACAUCGUCAUAUCUCCGAUAUCCUGUUUUACCUCCUCUUAUAACUCCUGAAUACCUCAAAUAUGUCACUCAUGGCUUCUGUGCAUUUUAACAUUCAAAUACCUCAACUUCAUAUCCAUUCUAUAUACCUCAUUUUCACUCUUGUGUUUUGACAUACCUCGUCAUUUAUAUUUAUGCGUAACGAAUAUACCUCAUUCUUUGAAUCAUCUUGUGUUACAGUACAGUACAUGUCCCAUAGCUCUUGGACCAAAGAUCAUGGUACUGUUUUGAGUUGAAAAGUCAUUUUGUAUUAUGGUCAUCGCUCCAUGUUCCAACCCUGAACAGCCUUCUGGUUGUUCGUUCUACUGUAAUGCCUGGUAAACUAUGCCUUUUAUCAACAAGAAACCAAAUAUGUCAGAUGAAAGCAUUGUGCCAAAAUGAUCUGUGAGAGGUCUGUGCCAAACAGGGUUGGCAUUUUGACGUGUUGUAGACGGCAUAUGUCACUGGACCAUUAUAUCAUGGAUACAAAUGUUAAAUCAGAGCACCUGAGAAUAAAUCUUGCUCUCUGAUUAGAUGCACUUAAGAGGGCUGGGCCCUGUUUAUCUUUACCUCAUGAUAACAAUGAUGAUGAUGAUGAUCAUGCAGAUUCCACUUGUACAUUGUUACUGUGCGCAGGACAGUUGACAGCAAGACGAUGUGACCUCUUUUAAAGAGUUAAGAACUUCACAAAUCUGCCUUUGAUAUACCUCAGAUAUCAGCACAAUUUACCAACCUCUCAGUGUGGAUUUUUAGGAGUCUUGAUGUUGGUUGUGUAGGACCGUGAGACCAGUGUAAACCCAACCGUUUUCACUUUGUGGUUUAAACAAACCCAUCAGAGGAUUCCUCCUAAUAGGUGACAACAGGCUGGGUUUUUAUUUAAGGGGAGCUAUUAGCACACUGACAGCGAGCAAGUUUGAUUCCACAGAUGCUUUUAACCCAACAUAAGAUUGUUUUUUUGUUUUUCAGUAUUAACUCUGUGAAAUGUUCAUUCAUGUUGCAUCAGUUUUUUUUUUUUUAUUAAGAUUGCAGAAUUCUAUCUUUAAGAUCUUUAGGUCUUCACUCUUAAAGAGGAAAAAUGUUUUUUAAGCAUUUGUUUUUUCAUUUUGUUGCAUGCUUUAAAAAGUCUUUAUAUUAUACCGAUGUCUCUCAGAUAGGUGUUGCAAAAACUCAGAUGGGGUGGGUAGCUAAUUAUUGGGAUGGUUUUACCAAAAUAUAUACCCAAAGAUUUGUAUGUGUGUGUUAGGAUUGUGUUUGAUGGAAUUAACCUUUGACCUUUGCGAUUGUAUUUCUUGUUCUCGAGGCUCUGCAGAGUACAACCUGUUGGGUCAGCCAAGCCUCCAUUCCUGAGAGUUUUCAGAUGAAUGCAGAAGGCUCGUGUGGCCCCUGGACCAUUAGUGCUUGGUUUUCUCCCUCUAUUAUGCACAAUAUGUGUAGACAUAUUCACAUAUUCGAACUCCUCUCACACUCAAAGCCCUGUAACUUUUAAAAGCUGUAAAAGCGUCAUGCUAGGUGAAGAAUGACCUCACCAACGACAAUGAAUCAACAGGACAGCCAGUUUUUUGUUUGAAGUUGUAAUAACACAUACUCACUUUAAUGUGAGAAGCAGCUAGGAUUCUCCAGCACAAACUAGCAGGCAGCCCUCUUCCUUGUCUUUAAAAUAAUCCAGGAAGGGUGGGGAUGGCUGCUGAGCAUGUGACUGGUAGAGUGUACACCUGCUCAGCUGGAUUUUUUUUCUAUUUUCAUAGGGGCCCCUGUGGUUUUUGUCCACCAUUUUAUUUCUGGCCUCUCAUGGCUUUAAGAGAAAAAAAAAAAGCAAAGCUGCACCAGGUGACACGUGCAAGGUCGUAGACCUCCUUUUGAUGAUUGUAUACUCGAAAGAAAGGAAAAAAAAAAAAGAAAAAGGAUUGAAAAUUUGAAAAGGAAAAAAAAAAAAAAAACUCAGGUAGUUCUCAGCAGCCCUGCCCUGCAGGUGUCUCAUUGAAACGUGUUCCGUAGUGAUGAUGUAGUUUCCCCCUGUUAUGAGCUCUCAUUACUAGUAUGAUUCUUUUGUGUGUCCAUUUCCAUAUUAUAAAAAAAUAUAUUUCUAAACCCAAUCUAAAAAAUAAGGCUUUGACUAGUGUCCCCUGAUUAAUCUGUUGUUUUUUUGCUCAUUUUUGUUUCUCUCACAAAGAAGUACAAAUACGUGUCGCCACUUGAUGCUCAUUGGCCCUUUUAGAAUGUAUUUUAUGAAGAAAGGGGUCAAAUGGGGUCUUGCUGAUGCUCACUCUGAACAGCCAGCCGCUGGUACGAAAACAAGACACAUAAAAGGUGUUUUUCUCAAUACUUUUUGCUAAAUGUUUGACACCAGCAAUACUUGGAGUAAACGGUGGGAUCAUAUGGUUGAAGUGGAACAUGCAACACGUUCAUUUAGCCACCAGCUUUAAUAUCAGCCUCCCAGAUAGGGGCUGUUUGUUUGGCCCAAAGGGAAAAACAGCUCAUCUUGGACAACCUUUUGUUUCUGUUUUCUCGUUCUCCCAGCAGCUGACUGUGAGGAGUGUGUACUGUGUUUGUGCGCUGCAUAUGUGUUGUCUAAGCAGAAAUCCACUGAAUGUAUCCUCAGUCCAAGAGGCAGGGAGAGACAGCGGGGCCAGCUGAGUUUAGAUGGGUGCUGCUGGUGCUUCCUCAGCCAGGUGUGUGUGUGUGUGUGUGUGUAUAUGUGUGUGUGUGUGUGUGUGUGUGUGUGUGUGUGUGUGUGUAUGUAUGUGUGUGGGUUUGCCAGCACACCUUCCCUCCCUCUUAAAACAUGCACACAUCGGGCUGAGUGAAGUACAGAUGUCAGGUCUUCAGUCUAAAUAAGGCAAAGGAGACUAUAAUAUAUUGGCCACUUGCUGCUCUCUCUGUAUUCUGUGGACUUUAAACAUUUCCUAUGCAGUUUUUGUUUGCUUUUUUUGUUUACACUUAAAUAAAGUUGUAUUUCUUUGACUUCAAAA
Messenger RNA from Labrus bergylta (ballan wrasse), 7808 nucleotides. RefSeq names its product tripartite motif containing 71, E3 ubiquitin protein ligase (gene trim71). The record is from RefSeq and is a predicted model, not a curated record. Lineage: Eukaryota; Metazoa; Chordata; Actinopteri; Labriformes; Labridae. Gene Ontology annotation, molecular function: zinc ion binding; protein binding.